AUGACCACAUAUCCUCUUCUCGACCGCACUCAAGAUGAUAUCCGCUUACUGUCCUUUGUCGCUCCGGAUGAUCCGGGCAUGUCCAUUCGGGCCACGACUACCACCAUCCCGCUCAACGCCGCGGUGAGGUCGAAGUUCAAGGCUUUGUCUUAUAUUCCCGGAGAAAAUCAGGUUGAUCGAAGGACGCUGAUUUUAAAUGGUGAGAGGAUCUGGGUUCCUACGUAUCUGGAUGCCGCGUUGAGAUUGCUGCAUAAUCAUGAGCAGAAGGAUGUUUGGGUCGAUACGCUUUGUAUCAAUCAGGAAGAUGCGGCGGAAAAGAAGGAACAAGCUAACCUCAUGCCACGAAUUUUUGCUGAAGCGGAUGCGGUGAUGGUCUGGCUGGGUGAUAGUUCGAAGUGGACCAAUUCUGCAUUGAACUUUAUGCAGACCUGGGGAAAUGUUGAAUGUAAUUUCAGCGAUGCGGUACAGGUGCAGAAGCUAUGUGACCGACCUGAGUUGUGGAAACGACAGAGUUGGCAGCAGGUCGAAGAUUUAUUCUAUUUACCGUACUGGAGCACGAGGUGGAAACUCCAGGAAAUGGCACUGGCUCGAAAAGUUUUCAUCCUAUGCGGAAAGAAGAAGAUUCCCUUUAGAGACCUCGAGAAAGCGGUCGAAGACUGGAAUGUCUUGAAACAACCAAAAUACGCUCACAUUCUCAAUAAACGAAAUUUCACCAUCAGUCCUGCUGUCGCAGCAUCCUCCACAUUACGAUUGCGCUCUAGUCUACGUCUGCCUCAGAAGAAGAAGAUUAUGACAUGGCUCAGUAAUGACCCAAUGGCUUAUGAGAGGCCAAAGCUAAAACUUUCAGAUUACUCCCUCGAUGAACUAUAUGCGUUGUCGAGGAUUCGAGAGUUUGACGAAUUUACGAUUAAUGAAUCGAUUACUUAUGCAAAGCCGGUGAGGCAGAUGCUAAUUGACUUUGCGGCUAGGAUUAUCAAUGAUUGCGAUGAUCUGGGUAUUUUGGAAUUGGGUGGGAUAGGUAAUUUGGAACCAGAGGAUCGAUAUGAUUUACCGUCUUGGGCACCGACUUGGGUGAAAGGACCAGCAGCUCCGUUGCCGAAGUUGUAUAGUGCAGCUGGAGACUCCAAAGCGGAUUGCCAUUGGGGAGAGGAUGAGGUAUUGGGAGAACAAAACACUCUUCGCUUUUUCGCCAGUGGAAUCAGGUGUGGUAAAGUUCUACAAGUCGACACUGCCGAAACUAUGCUCAGAAACCCAGCCGAAGUCCUUGGCGGAGAAUUCGCUCAAUAUAGAGUAAACGACCAACAUCCAACAGGAAUUCCAGUCAUCCAAGCCAUAUUCCGCACUAUGAUACUCGACCAAUGCCCAGGGUCUAAGAAGAGACUAAACAUCGAAGACCCUAAAUUCUACGACCUUGCAGCUGGUUUCUUAUUUAUGCUCCAACUUAUGAAUCAAGCGAAAAAGGAGGACUUGGUGGAAAUGGCCACGAACUACGAUCUUCGCGUCGAAAGCUCGGGGAAAUAUCCUGAUUUCGUGGAUUCCUUCCUCAAAUACCGACGUAAAAAUCCAAAAUCCAUGACACCCCAACAAAUCAUCCAACCCUUCCUCGGACUCCCAUCUCGUCCACAAACCACGCCAGCUCCUCCUACCUGGCCCGAUCCUAUCAAUCCUCAUCUUGGCUCUAAAAAUCUGCGUCAGUUCAUACUGGAAGCUUCAAGGUGUUUGAAAGGCCGAAUGAUGUUUUCAUUGCCGAAAGGGUAUUUUGGGGUCGGGCCUGAGGGAAUGAGGGUUGGUGAUUUGGUAUGCGUGGUUUGGGGGUGUGAUAGCCCGGUUGUGUUGAGGAGGUUGGAAGAUCAUUAUGUGCUUGUGGGGAAUUGCUUUGUGCUGGGCUUGAUGGAUGGGGAGGCGAGACUUGCUUUUGAGAAAGGGCUUCGGAGGGGGGUUAAGAGGGAGAGGGUUUUUAAUUUGAGAUGA
This is a messenger RNA of Glarea lozoyensis ATCC 20868, 1971 nucleotides long. RefSeq lists its product as uncharacterized. NCBI's taxonomy places the organism in Eukaryota, Fungi, Ascomycota, Leotiomycetes, Helotiales, Helotiaceae. The coding region runs from base 1 to 1971 and encodes 656 amino acids. The transcript has a single exon. The record is from RefSeq and is a predicted model, not a curated record.